CAAGAACAGCGGGCUACGGGCGCUUGACAUGGCGGCAGUGGCGGCGACUGCAGCAACGAAAGGGAAUGGGGGUGGCGGUGGCCGUGCCGGGGCUGGCGAAGCCAUUGGCACGCGGAAGAAGAAGGGUCCGGGGCCUCUGGCCACGGCGUACCUGGUCAUCUACAAUGUGGUCAUGACGGCUGGGUGGCUCGUUAUAGCAGUUGGUCUGGUCAGAGCAUACCUGGCUAAGGGUAGCUAUCAUAGCCUUUAUUAUUCAAUUGAAAAGCCUUUGAAAUUCUUCCAAACUGGAGCCUUAUUGGAGAUUUUGCAUUGUGCGAUAGGAAUUGUGCCAUCUUCUGUCGUCCUGACUUCUUUCCAGGUGAUGUCAAGGGUUUUUCUAAUAUGGGCAGUAACACAUAGUGUCAAAGAGGUGCAGAGUGAAGACAGUGUCCUCCUGUUUGUUAUUGCUUGGACAAUCACAGAAAUUAUCCGUUACUCCUUUUAUACAUUCAGUCUGUUAAACCAUCUGCCUUACCUCAUCAAAUGGGCCAGGUACACACUUUUCAUUGUACUGUAUCCAAUGGGAGUAUCAGGAGAGUUGCUGACAAUAUAUGCCGCUUUGCCGUUUGUCAGAGAGGCUGGCCUGUAUUCCAUCAGUUUACCUAACAAAUACAAUUUCUCCUUUGACUACUAUGCAUUCCUAAUUCUAGUAAUGAUCUCUUACAUUCCACUUUUCCCCCAGUUAUACUUCCACAUGAUACACCAGAGAAGAAAGGUCCUUUCUCAUACUGAGGAACACAAGAAAUUUGAAUAGUUCCUGCUUUUUUCCAAAAAACAAAACAAAACAAAAACUUUUCAACAAUCAAAAAAUGCUGCAGACUUUUUGAAUCCCCAAAAUGUUUCAUAGAAAAUAAGUAAUAACUAUUUUUAACAUAUUAAAAAAAAUAAAUAAAAACCAAAAUCCAGUGUCACAUGGGCCUGGGAUUUUUAUUUUAAAAAAAAGGAGAAAAAGAAAAAGAAGAAGCUGUUACAUAAAACAUCCUGGCCGGUCCAUUUCAGCAUGCUGUUUCAACCAGAAAUUCCCAAUAUUUAUGAUGGCGAUAGAAAGGUAUUUGGCAUUUUAUAUCCUCCUGUUUCCUUCAUGUAGCUGAUAAAUAACGAUCUGUAACACUAAACGCUUGAGAGUUACAGUCUGAAUAAUGAAGCACCAACU
This is a messenger RNA of Orycteropus afer afer, 1192 nucleotides long. It is a transcript of the gene HACD2, whose product is annotated as 3-hydroxyacyl-CoA dehydratase 2. Gene Ontology annotation, molecular function: 3-hydroxyacyl-CoA dehydratase activity. Gene Ontology annotation, biological process: very long-chain fatty acid biosynthetic process; sphingolipid biosynthetic process; fatty acid elongation. The record is from RefSeq and is a predicted model, not a curated record. Gene Ontology annotation, cellular component: endoplasmic reticulum membrane. NCBI's taxonomy places the organism in Eukaryota, Metazoa, Chordata, Mammalia, Tubulidentata, Orycteropodidae.